CGUGCGGGUUGCUGGGUGCAGCCUGCGGCCAUGUGUUCGCUGGCGGCGGGGAGCGGCCACGGCGCCGACCCGGGGCCGGAGCCCCCGGAGCUGUCGGACAGCGGGGACGAAGCCGGCUGGGAGGACGAGGACGCCGAGCCCGCGCACGGCCGGCGCCACACGCCCUGCCUGUUCUGUGACAGGUUGUUCUCGUCUGCUGAGGAAACAUUUUCACACUGUAAGUUGGAGCAUCAAUUUAAUAUUGACAGUAUGGUCCAUAAACAUGGACUUGAAUUUUAUGGAUACAUUAAACUAAUAAAUUUUAUUAGACUUAAGAAUCCUACGGUUGAGUAUAUGAAUUCUAUAUACAACCCUGUGCCUUGGGAGAAGGAAGAGUACCUGAAGCCAGUGUUGGAAGACGAUCUUUUGCUCCAGUUUGAUGUAGAAGAUCUGUAUGAGCCAGUGUCGACUCCCUUCUCCUACCCCAACGGACUCAGUGAAAACACAUCCGUUGUUGAGAAGUUGAAGCGCAUGGAGGCGCGGGCACUGUCUGCUGAGGCUGCACUGGCUCGAGCUCGAGAGGAUCUGCAGAAAAUGAAACAAUUUGCUCAGGACUUUGUGAUGAACGUAGAUGUCAGAACCUGCUCCUCCACGACUGCCAUUGCAGACCUGCAGGAGGAUGAGGAUGGUGUUUACUUCAGCUCCUACGGGCAUUAUGGGAUACAUGAAGAAAUGCUAAAGGACAAAGUCCGCACAGAAAGCUACAGAGAUUUCAUAUACCGAAAUCCACACAUCUUCAAAGAUAAGGUUGUUCUAGAUGUUGGGUGUGGAACUGGAAUUCUCUCGAUGUUUGCUGCCAAAGCCGGGGCGAAGAAGGUGAUUGCAGUUGACCAGUCUGAAAUCCUCUACCAAGCUAUGGAUAUCAUAAGGCUAAAUAAACUUGAAGAUACCAUUGUAUUAAUUAAAGGGAAGAUUGAAGAAGUGAGUCUUCCUGUAGAAAAGGUGGAUGUUAUUAUAUCAGAGUGGAUGGGCUAUUUUCUUCUUUUUGAGUCGAUGUUGGAUUCUGUCCUUUAUGCUAAGAGCAAAUACUUGACAAAAGGAGGAUCAGUCUACCCUGACAUCUGUACCAUCAGCCUAGUGGCCGUGAGUGAUGUGAACAAGCACGCGGAUAGAAUUGCCUUCUGGGACGACGUCUAUGGCUUCAACAUGUCCUGCAUGAAGAGAGCAGUUAUCCCAGAAGCUGUUGUGGAGGUUGUAGAUCACAAGACUCUCAUUUCAGAUCCCUGUAGUAUCAAGCGUAUAGAUUGCCACACAACAUCGAUCUCAGACUUGGAGUUUUCUUCCGAUUUUACCCUGAAAACCACAAAGACAGCCAUGUGCACGGCAGUCGCUGGGUACUUUGAUAUAUAUUUUGAGAAGAAUUGCCAAAACAGGGUCGUGUUCUCUACGGGCCCUCAGAGCACCAAAACACACUGGAAACAGACAGUGUUUCUGCUGGAAAAGCCAUUUCCAGUUAAAGCAGGUGAAGCCUUGAAAGGAAAGAUCACAGUUCACAAGAAUAAGAAGGAUCCUCGGUCCCUCAUUGUGACCCUGACCUUGAACAGCUCAACUCAGACUUACAGUCUCCAGUGAUGAUCAUGGUCUCCAGCUGCCACAAAACCGGAAGCACACACAACCCUGCGUCUUCAAA
Molecule: messenger RNA, 1669 nt
Organism: Phodopus roborovskii (desert hamster)
Lineage: Eukaryota; Metazoa; Chordata; Mammalia; Rodentia; Cricetidae
Gene: Prmt3
Product: protein arginine methyltransferase 3
Exons: 16
Coding region: 31-1611 (526 amino acids)
Biological process (GO): peptidyl-arginine methylation
Cellular component (GO): nucleus
Molecular function (GO): protein-arginine N-methyltransferase activity
Source: RefSeq, a predicted model, not a curated record